AUGUCACAAUCCAAGAAUAUUAUCGUCACGGGCGCCGGCGGCCUCAUCGGCCCCAUGCUCUCCAAACGACUCCUCAAUGAUGGAUACAACGUUAUCAUGACCGACAUUGUUGAGCCCGUUGUCCCCAAAGGUGUCAAGAACCCUGAGAAUGCAACUUGCUUGAAGGGGGAUAUCUGCGACCCGGCCUUCGUGAAGACUCUGCUAGAUGCAGCUCAGCCGUUGCACGCCAUCUUCAUCUUCCACGGCAUUAUGUCAGCUGGAUCGGAGGCAAACUUUGACUUGUCCUUGAAAGUCAACAUCGACAGCGUUAGGAACCUCCUCAUGGCCCUCAGGCAGUCGAAUCCAGGAGUGCGCGUUGUGUACUCCAGCUCUCAAGCUGUAUACGGACAGCCUCUUCCUCCGGUGGUGACGGACAGCGUGACACCAACACCGGAGGGAACAUAUGGCUCGCAUAAGUUCUCCACGGAGAUCAUUGUCAACGACAUGCAUCGCAAGGGCUUCAUCGACGGAUUCAUCGUCCGUUUCCCCACUUUGGUUGUACGACCCGGCAAGCCAAGCAACGCUGCGUCUUCCUUCCUAUCUGGCAUGAUUCGUGAGCCAAUGAACGGGCAAGUCUGCGUUCUUCCUUUGAAAGACAGGGCUUUCAAGUCAUACAUAUGCUCACCAAGUGGUACAAUCGAGAACCUGGUUCGAGUGCUGCACCUGCCUAGCGAUGCGCUACCUAAGCACAUACGUCACAUCAAUUUCCCGGGAAUAUCCGCAUCUGUGCAGGAACUGAUGGAUGGGUUGGCCAAAUACGGUGGUGAGGACAAGCUCAAGCUAUUACAAGAGGAGACGAAUCCCGAGUUGGAGAGAAUUCUGAGGAGUUGGCCACAGGACUUCGAUCCCAGCACCCCUGACAGACUGGGGUUGGUUAGGGAUAACCGAACAGAGGACUUGGUGAAGGAGUACAUAGACUCGCUUUCAUCAUAG
Neoarthrinium moseri is the source of this 972-nucleotide messenger RNA. RefSeq lists its product as uncharacterized. Bases 1 to 972 code for a protein of 323 amino acids. NCBI's taxonomy places the organism in Eukaryota, Fungi, Ascomycota, Sordariomycetes, Amphisphaeriales, Apiosporaceae. The record is from RefSeq and is a predicted model, not a curated record. The transcript has a single exon.